AUUGGUUGUGAUAGCAGAAAUAGACUACAAACGGAGUGUUAUCGCUUGUUAUUGUGGUGUUUUUUGAACUUGUCCCUAUUCAUAUACUGUACGUACGCGUGUGAAAUUCUAACACAAUGGCCGAUACAGGUAAAAGCGUACUGAGUGACCGGACCAACUCACCUAUGGACUUUGGAGGUGAGGCUCCCAAUGGGAGCGGUGGUAAACCUGGUUCGACUUCUGCGGACAACUGUGUCAAUGAAGCCGGAGUGUAUUCGUGUAAAGGUUUUGAGGACAUUGGAAAGUGUUUCACGAAACUUCACCUACAGAUAACAGGCUUACAUGAAGAAAUUGGUAGUCUGAAGACAACAGUCUCCAACUUGGAGCAAUUUGCUGACCAUACAAAUGACAGUCUAAGGACAAUACACGAAAAAACCAUUCCUAAUAUAGAGGAUAAGAUCACAACGGUUGAUAAUGAAAGAAUUAAACUGGAUAUGUGGGGACGCAAGUGGAACUUGGUAGUAAGAGGGGUGAAGGGAGACCUACGGGAAACCCCAAGAAAUACUGAGAAAGCAGUGAGAAAUUUCUUAACAGAAAACCUGAAAAUGGAAGAUUCAUUCUCAAAGAAUGUUCUCCUCACAGCGGUUCAUCGUCUUCCUGGAGGUUCCGAAGGUAAUCGGAAUAUCAUCAUUCGCCUGAGCAGUCUUCUUGACCGUGACGACAUAAUGAACGCCACAUUCAAACUAACCAGGGGCUGGAGUGUUAACCACUCAACCAAUCCACCGAUAAUGACUGGGACUGUUGUGCUUGUAAAUGGCUCUGUUCCUUCUGAAGGACGAGUCGAGAUCUACUACAAUAAAACAUGGGGGAAGAUCUAUGCUAACAAUCACUGGAACAAGACAAACGCCAUUGUAGUUUGUCGCCAGCUCAACUACACAUUUGGUACAGGCGUAAUCGACUUGCCAUUCGGAACUGGUUCGAACCCCUACCUGGUUGAUGACGUAAUGUGUUUAGGAAAUGAAAAUAUCUUAGCGGAAUGUCCACUCACAUGGACAUCACCAUUCUCCUAUAGCAAUUACGCCGCUGGGGUGAUAUGUAGUAACACCGCAUUCCAGGAGGAACUAAGCGUCCCAAUAAGGUUGGCAGGCGGCCGAACCCCUUCUGAUGGCAUAGUGGAGAUGUUCUACGCUGGUUAUUGGGGAACGGUGGCGUUCGAUAGCAACUUUAACCGGUAUGAAGCAAGAGUCAUCUGCAGGGAACUGAACUUCACGGGUGAAACUGUUACGACUUCGCGGCUUUAUGACAACUACACUCACAUAGUAGUGUGGAAAUACUCUCCCUCUUGCAAUGGUAACGAAGCUAAUUUUUCCAGCUGCCUUAGUCCAUAUAAACUUGGAGAAUAUGGUUCCGUUCAUAGACCUGAUGCUGCCGUGGUUUGUGAUGAUCCAGCCAGGAGUACACAUAACGACACUGUGCGCCUAGCGAAUGACGAUCCAAGCUAUCAGGGACGUGUGGAGAUUUUGCAUUCUUCCUUCUGGGGAACUGUCUGUUUUUAUAAGUGGGAUGAUCUAGAUGCCUUGGUCGUCUGCAGAGAGCUCGGAUACAGCGAGGGCUUUGCUGUUUUUAAGAACGUUUUCGGAAUAGCUAACUCUUCAAUUGUAACGUGGCUUAACAACGUCAUGUGUAAUGGGACCGAACAAAGACUGGCCGAUUGUGAAAAUGAUGGUUGGGGUAUACAGACAUGUAGCCAUAGUUACGAUGUUGGUGUUAUCUGUCCUGGAAACUAUAACGGUGCCACGGCAUUGGGUACCCUGAGGUUGAUGAACGGAACCAGCGAAUUAGACGGACGUGUGGAAAUGAAUGUCUUUGGUGAGUGGAGUAGCGUGUACAAAAGAAAAUGGGACUACAAAGAGGCACAGGUUGUCUGCAGACAGCUUGGUUACACCGAGGGGGCACCUGUAUUUAAUGCAGUUCCCGGAUCAGUUCAUAAAUACUUGGAAUUAAUGGAAUGUGUUGGCAACGAACUUAAACUCAUCGACUGUCCUCGAACUGGCUACACUAAUACCAUCAGUAGUGCCACAGAAGAAAACGCUGGAGUAAUUUGCACAGGAAACAUUGAUUUGUCAAUGGAAGAUGGUGAUAUGAGGUUGGUUGGUGGAGACUCGCUCUCAGGCAGACUGGAAAUAUAUGGACCAUCGGGCUUUGGGACCGUCUGUGAUAGUAAUAUGAACUCAUAUGUUGCUCGAGUUGCUUGCCGACAACUGGGAGGAUACAGCUACAAGACCUAUUCCAGAUAUUCAAAGUACAAUGCAAGCACGGGGAUAGUGUGGAUGCGAACGGUCAGUUGUCGUGGUAGCGAGCUACGACUGGAGUACUGCUCUUUUAGCGGAUGGACAUAUGAACCAAGAUGUGCUAACAACCGUGAACUCGGCAUCACCUGUCAACUGUAA
Messenger RNA from Mizuhopecten yessoensis (Yesso scallop), 2429 nucleotides. RefSeq names its product scavenger receptor cysteine-rich domain superfamily protein-like. Bases 117 to 2429 code for a protein of 770 amino acids. Gene Ontology annotation, cellular component: membrane. The transcript is spliced from 12 exons. NCBI's taxonomy places the organism in Eukaryota, Metazoa, Mollusca, Bivalvia, Pectinida, Pectinidae. The record is from RefSeq and is a predicted model, not a curated record.